Messenger RNA from Durio zibethinus, 1791 nucleotides. Its product is annotated as BAG family molecular chaperone regulator 4-like. Gene Ontology annotation, biological process: protein stabilization. Gene Ontology annotation, cellular component: cytoplasm. Gene Ontology annotation, molecular function: protein-folding chaperone binding; adenyl-nucleotide exchange factor activity. The record is from RefSeq and is a predicted model, not a curated record. Lineage: Eukaryota; Viridiplantae; Streptophyta; Magnoliopsida; Malvales; Malvaceae.
CACUUUCCGAUGCCACAAAUUCGCUGCAAAAAUAUCCUCAAUUCGAAGAAUGCUUUCAACUAUACCAAUCAAGGGUCUCCCUGAACUCUGAAGUGAAAGCAUGGGACCCUCCAGUCCCAUCAGUUACAUAAUGUGAUAAACUUUGUUCUAGCGACAUGGGCCGUUCGAUCAUACAAUUCUUGUCAGAUGGAACCCCACCAGACACAUUAAGGCUCCAUCUAGUUUGGGAUUUUGCCAACAUCAUGAUCUUACUAUGAUCUUUUAGUUUCUUUGAUCAAAAUCGUGGGCUUUACAUUUAACAAACAAAACCACAGUACACAAAACACACGCGCUUGAAGCUGGCCAACCGCUAAUUCUGUAUGAAGUUCUGUUGGAGAGUCUUGUCUGAAAGCCCUUUUUGUUUGCUUACUCAAUUUUGUUUAGUUUAGCCUUAGCCAUUGCAGUUAGCUCAAACUCAUACCUCUCUCUCAACCAACUUCACCUUUUCUAUUUUCUUUUUUUUUUUUUCUUUUUUAUGGUACUGAGUUUAUUUUCCGACUAUGAAAAGAUUAUCAUCUUCAAAAAGGGUAGUGAACAAUGUGGUUAAGGGGGAGAUAGAGUGGGAGCUUAGGCCUGGUGGCAUGCUUGUUCAAAAGAGGAACGUGGGGGAUGCUUCUUCUGGACCUAUGAUCAAGAUCAAAGUUUCUCAUGGUUCUUAUCACCAUGAUAUUACUGUGGCUGCUCAAUCCACUUUUGGGGAUCUGAAAAAGGUUCUUGCUCAAGAAACUGGUUUGGAGCCGAAGGAGCAGAGGCUAUUGUUCCAAGGGAAAGAAAAGGAUGAUGAGGAAUGUUUGCAUAUGGUAGGAGUAAAAGAUAUGUCAAAGGUGGUACUUUUAGAGGAUCCAGCUAGCAAAGAAAGGAAGCUUGAGGAGAUGAAGGGAAAUCAAAGUGUGGUCAAAGCCUGUGAAGAGGUUGCCAAGGUCAGAGCAGAGGUUGAUAAACUCUCUGUAAAGGUUGUUGCUUUGGAGGCAAUUGUUCGUGGAGGUACCAAGGUUGCAGAAAAGGAAUUCCUAGUCUUGACAGAGUUGCUUAUGGUGCAAUUGCUCCAAUUGGAUACGAUUGAGGCUGAUGGCGAAGCCAAAGUCCAGAGGCGGGUUGAGGUCCGUCGUGUCCAAGGUCUUGUGGACACCCUAGACAAUUUGAAGGCUAGAAACUCAAGUCCCUUCAGCAGUAGUUGCAAUGCAGUGUCAGUGAAUACCAAAUGGGAGGCAUUUGAGUCUGGGGUAGGAAGCCUGACUGCCCCAGUCCCCCUACCAUCCUCUACAAGAAUAACUCAAGAUUGGGAAGUAUUUGAUUAAGCACAGAUACAAAUCUCAGUCAGUAAUGUAAAAAUGUGAAACAAAGGCUGUAUGCUGGUAUAGGAUCAAAACUCCAUCUCAGUACGGUUUUAUUUGCUCGUUGGUAUCUUCUUAAUCCACGCCAUGCCCGUGAAACAGGACAUGUAAAUAGGAUCACCCAUGAAUCUUCAAGCAAAUAUUAAUCUUUUAUGAACCUCAUAACUGCUGUAGUUACCGUCGUACACCGCCUGUUUGCAAGCUCCCCAUCAUUCUAGAUCCCGUGAAUUACCUGUUUUCAUGAACUAAUGAAUUUGGCAAGCGCCAGUUGUUUACUCAUUAAAAAUAAAAACAACUCCUGGACAAUUGACAUAAUCAUUCCGUCAAAAUUAAAUUUGAUAAUUUUAAACACAUGUUGACAUGAUGUAAAAUGUGUUAACAUGAUAUAAAAAUUUCAUAUUUGGAGCAUGUUUGACAA